AUGGCCAAGGAAGCUUCAACUACUAAGCUGGAUAAAAACCGAAAAACGGGAACAAUUCCGAAGAAGUUACAAGACGUGAUGACUACAUCGUGCAUCGGUGCUGCCUGCAGUUUCCCAGGGUCUACUGCCGGAAUGCUUCAGUGCAACAAGUGUGCAUUCUGGUAUCACGUCAGGUGUGUUGGUGCCUCGGAUGAUGCCAUCAAGCGCCCUUGGACGUGCAAGAAGUGCGUUCACGAAGCCUUCAAGAUCCCUCGUAACCUCUCAUUGAGAAAUGUGUCAUCGAGCCGCUGCCAAGUAUGUGGUGGUCCCGAAACCGAGGAGAUGGUGCAGUGCGAUUCUUGCGACCUGUGGCAUCACUUCCAAUGUGUAGGAGUUACAGAGGCGGUCUCUGACGUUAGUUGGAUAUGUGCAAACUGCGAAAAUGGUAACAUUACUAAGAGAAUCGUAAGUACUACAAACGAAGCCUUUGUACCACGAUCUAACCACCAGUUGGAGUCCCAUAUAUCAUUGUUGUCCAUUGAUAAUAAAACCAGCGUAGUUGAUUCGACAUUACUGACGGUCUCCCCAACAAAUGUAAUUCCUAGUUCGGUUCUUGCAUCAUCGGUUAUUCCUACUACCACGUUAGCCCUUACGUACACUUUCGCUUCUUAUGUAAACUCCAAUGCCAUCGACGUGUUGUCUAAUAAAACGAAUGCCUAUCAAGUGAAUAGCUCGCUUCCGAGCGUUGUGUUGAGUGGAGUGCGUGAUCCUACUGUACCAAUAACGAAUCCUCAAAGUACAAUUAUUGGAUCCAACGAUGCUGUUCCACCCUUUCUUCUUCAUUCUACCGCUGCUACGAAUAAUCUUCGUUUGAUGCCAUCGACCGAUCGCCGCAGCCAUCAGAUGAUUGGAUUUGUGGAUCAACCGAGGAGGCAAAACGUAUCAACUGUCCCGCAGCCACCGAAACGAAAUAUGAGAUUGGAGUUGCAGAAAUUGGAAGAGGAACAACGACUGAACGAGGAGGAAUACACCCGAAAGAAGCAGCUGCUUCAAAGGCGCUAUGAAUUGAUACAGGCAAUAGCAACCGAAGCUGAGUCGGCUGAAAUCGAACCCAAUAUCCGAACGGAAGGAUGGCAGUGCCAUUCGGAACCUAGCGCCGAAAGAAUACGACGUCAACCUGAGUUUAAACUACCGGAACAAAAAACAUCUCACGAUAAUAAACUGUAUCAACUGAAGUCUUCAGAAAAUCAUUGCUUAGCUGAUCAGCCCGAGCAGAUUUAUCAACACAUCCGAUCCCAGCAGCCGUCGCUGAUUCACCAGCGAAGAGUCUCUGACAUACACUCCGAUUUAACGGGAGCGGACGGACAAAUAAGGCAGGUUGAUGUGCGACCACCUUUGUAUGCCGCUCACGAUCAAUUUACUCCUCGACAUCGAUCCACGCCGCAGCACCAUGCGUAUCGCUCUACGACACGUAACGUUUAUCGUGAUAUAGGCACCGGAAAUGACCUAACCAACAGUCACCUGACAGUUGCUCGGCAAGCGGCAGCUCAGGAGUUGCCCAUAUUUAGCGGGGUGCCUGAAGAAUGGCCGUUAUUCGUUUCUACCUAUUCCACUACAACAACAAUGUGCGGAUUUACUGCAGAAGAAAACCUGAUUCGGCUUCAAAAAUGCCUGCGAGGUAAGGCCUAUGAAGCUGUAAAGUGCAUGUUGAUGCACCCAUCGAAUGUUGGAUCCAUCAUGUCAACGUUGAGAAUGUUAUUUGGCAGCCCUGAGAUUAUCGUACAUAAUUUGAUCACGAAGAUCCAGUCUGCUCCUCCCCCUCGAGCUGAUCGCUUGGAAACUAUGAUCGACUUUGCGUUAUCAGUGAAAAACUUGUGUGCUACCAUUGAGGCAUGUGAACUGAUUGAGUAUACCUACGACGCUACUUUACUUCGUGUUCUGGUGGGAAAAUUGCCUAUUGAUUAUAGAGUUGAAUGGGCCAAAUAUCGUCGAUUCAUUGAAGAAGCCAAACUUACCACGUUUUGUGACUGGUUAUAUGAUUUUGCGGAAACCAUUUCAUCAAUCGCCUCAUUGGAUGACGUCGAACUUAAGCACUCGAAGGAAAUGAAAAGGGGACCGGCCUACCUGAACCUGCAUUCUGAGAUCGAGGAUGAUUAUUCAGAUAAGUACGAGAUCGAAAAUUCGCCACAACUGAAGGAAAAACCCAAACGACAUAUUCAUGCAACGGUAGACAAGAAAAUUUGUAAAGUUUGCAACGAGAACUGUAUUUCGUUGGAAAGGUGCAAAGGCUUUAGGGAACUCACUUACAAAGGUCGUUGGGCUGUAAUUAAUGAACAUGGAUUUUGCAAAAGGUGUCUUGGAAGACAUGCUAGAGCAUGCAAAUCACAAAGGCUCUGUGGCGAGAACGGAUGCUCGUAUAAACAUCAUCCACUGCUUCACAAAUUUCAGAACAACGGUUCCAAUGCAUCUCAAAAUGUAACAGUAACGUCUGGGGACUGCAACAUUCACCAUAAGCUGCCAAAUCAUGUUUUAUUUCGUGUGAUUCCUGUUUUUCUUCAUGGGCCCGCCAAAACGGUUAAGACCUAUGCAUUUUUGGAUGACGGCUCAUCAUUAACCUUGAUUGAAAGCGAGCUGGCUGCAGAGUUGGGUGUCACUGGAAAGGCUGAACCACUUUGUCUUCGAUGGACUGGCAACAAAACCCGCAACGAGCCGGAUUCACAGAAUCUUACAUUGGACAUCUCAGGAACGCAGGUCGGCCAUAAGAGGUAUCGACUUCCCGAAGUACUUACCGUGUCCAAUUUGGAACUGUUUCGUCAAUCGUUGGAUAUGCAAGAUUUCGCCGAAAAAUACAGCCAUCUACGAGGAGUUCCUGCAGAAUCGUAUCAUGACAUCCAGCCACGUAUACUUAUUGGGAGUAAUAACGCUAACUUGGGAUAUGUCCUCAAGGGUCGUGAAGGAGAAAUGCAUGAGCCAGUAGCUACAAAGACCCGUCUGGGGUGGACCGUCUACGGCGAGUGUGAUCUACGAAAUCGGCAAUUCUGUGGUUUUCACGACGUUCAUAUGUGCCAAUGCAAUGGCACUAAAGAUGAAACACUGCAUCAGGCGAUGCGUGAUUACUUUUCCAUCGAUGGAUUAGGUAUAACGAAGUCAACGGCACUGGUAGAGUCCAAUGAUGAUCGGAGAGCUCGGAAAAUUUUAGAGUCAUUCUCGCGAAGGGAUGAUGGUCGUUUUGAAGGACGUCUUCUUUGGAAAUACGAUAAAUUUAGAGUUCCGGAUAGCAAACCACAGGCCACGCGUCGUUAUGAAUGUCUGGAAGCAAGGAUGAGAAAGGACCCUUCACUAGCAGCGACUCUUCAUGAGAAAAUGCAGGAUUAUGUUGCGAAAGGUUACAUAAGGAAACUGAGCGACGAUGAGAUAGGAGAAGAUUUUCGGAAAGUGUGGUACCUACCGAUAUUUCCGGUUGUUAACCCCAACAAACCGAACAAAGUUCGCAUCGUAUGGGACGCAGCAGCGAAGAGCCAUGGAAUCGCUCUGAAUUCACUUCUCCUGAAAGGUCCGGAUCAAAACACGCCGCUUACUGACGUUCUCAUCAGGUUUCGAGAACACCGAAUCGCGGUUUGCGGUGACAUCCGCGAGAUGUUUCACCAGGUGAUGAUCUCUGAAGAAGACCAACAUUACCAAAGGUUUUUGUGGAAAGAAAACUCUAGCGACCCAAAACCCAGUACGUAUGUCAUGCAAGUUUUAACCUUUGGCGCAUGCUGUUCUCCGAGUAUCGCGCAAUACGCCAAGAACGUCAACGCAAGAGAACAUGCAGGUCAAUAUCCUCAAGCAGCAGCAGCGAUAACAGAUAAUCAUUACGUGGACGAUAUGUUGUUGAGCGUGGAAAGCGAAGCGGAAGCGAUUCGAGUGGCGGAAGAGGUUCGAUUUAUCCAUGGACGAGCCGGGUUCGAAAUGCGGAACUGGAUCUCCAAUUCCCCAGCAGUAUUGGCAGCUUUAAGUCAGCCGGAUUGUCUAGAAAAAAGUCUUAAUUUAGAUUCGGAACUGUCUACAGAGAAGGUGUUGGGCAUGUGGUGGUGCACUGCCACAGACAGCUUUACCUAUCGGUUAUCUCGAAGGCACGACGCAGAACUUUUGUCCGGCAAACGCAUCCCAACGAAACGAGAAGUACUUCGGACACUUAUGUCAGUUUUCGAUCCGUUAGGAUUUUUAGCUAAUCUGAUGAUUCAUCUAAAGAUAAUCCUGCAGCAAAUUUGGAGAAUUUCCAUAGGGUGGGAUGAACAGAUCCCAAAGAAUAUUUUUGAUCGCUGGUUAGAAUGGAUCGCUGUUUUGCCGAAAGUUGAAGGCAUUCGCAUACCGAGAUGUUUCCGUUUAGAGGUUUCAAUUGAGUCAGAUACGAUAGUUCAGCUGCAUACGUUCGUAGACGCAAGCGAGUUAGGAUACGCCGCAGUUUUGUACCUGCGCUUCAAACAGCAAGAAAGGAUCGAAUGUGUUAUAGUUGCCGCAAAAUCCCGCGUAGCUCCCCUGAAAUUUGUAUCUAUACCGAGGAUGGAGCUUGAAGCUGCCUUAAUUGGAGCAAGACUAGCUGAUUCAAUUUGCAAGGCUUUAAGUUUAAAAAUAAACCAACGCGUCUUUUGGAGUGAUUCCAGAGACGUUCUGUGUUGGAUCCGAUCAGAUCACCGGCGUUAUUCCCACUAUGUAGCACACCGCGUUAGUGAAAUCCUCGAACUAACCCAAAUUUCAGAGUGGAGAUGGAUACCAACAGACGAAAAUGUUGCCGAUGAAGGUACCAAAUGGCAAAGAUCACCAGAGCUGGCCAAUGACAGUCGUUGGCUCAACGGGCCAGAGUUUCUGAAGGAGGACGAGUUAACGUGGCCAACCGAGCAAAUUAGUCGUGAAAUCACCAAUGAAGAACUAAAAGCAGCAAUUUACUACCACGAACAAGUGCAUCAGGCACCUGCUAAUCUAUUCGAUACGACAAGGUUUAGCAGCUGGAACCAUCUAAGACGAACGGCGGCAUGGGUUCGAAGAUUCAUCGUCAACAAGGUACUCCAAUUCAAAAACCUACCACUUGUUCUAGGCCCUCUUUCAGGACUAGAAAUUUAUCGCGGUGAAAUGAUUUUGUUCCGUCAAGCGCAAUACGAAAAGUUUGCAGCAGAAAUCUUAACACUUUCAAACGAUAGAAACGCACACAAACUUCUCCCAAGAUCGAGUUCGAUCUAUGAACUUUGGCCGUUCUUAGACGAAGAUAAAGUUUUACGAGAAAAAACGCGCAUUGGAUCCUGUGAAAUUGCCAGCAUGGAUGCCAAAAAUCCCAUAAUACUUCCUAAAUCGAGCCACAUAUCAAAGCUAAUAGUUAAACACUAUCACGAACAGUUUUAUCAUCGAAAUCAUCGCACCGUGUUGAACGAGCUGAGACAACGUUUCCGUAUAGUACCACGCUUCGCAAGUGUUCUCCGGAAGGUACGAGCAGAAUGCCAAGUUUGCAAGAACCUACGAUCAGUUCCACAGCCUCCUCCUAUGAGCGAUCUUCCUGCAGCAAGGUUAGCCGCAUUUUCCAGACCGUUUUCGUUUAUUGGAAUAGAUUACUUCGGUCCAAUUAAUGUUACAGUUAAACGUAGCUCCGAGAAACGUUGGGGCGUUUUAAUAACAUGCUUAACAGUGCGUGCGGUUCAUAUUGAGAUAGCGCACUCACUCUCUGCACAAUCGUGCAUUAUGUCGUUACGGAAUUUUAUGGGAAGAAGAGGGAUUCCAGUAGAAAUUUUCAGUGAUCGCGGUACCAACAUGGUUGGCGCGAGCAAGGAACUUUUGUUGGCCCUGAAAUCAAUGGAUCAAGACUUAGUCAUCCAGGAAAUAACAAGUCCUAAUACAACGUGGUCAUUUAUACCACCCUCCUCGCCACACAUGGGCGGGUCAUGGGAAAGAAUGAUCCAAACCGUAAAAAGAAACCUGAACCAGAUCAAACCGCGCCAUCAACUUACAGAUGAAGUGUUGAAAAACCUGUUGAUUGAAAUUGAAAAUGUAAUAAAUUCGAGACCGCUGACACAGUUGGCAUUAGACGACGAGGUUUCUUCGGUUUUGACCCCUAACCAUUUCCUGCUCGGAUCCUCAAACGGGCUAAAGCCGGCGACUCCCUUUAAUGACAGCAAUCAAGCUUUAAGGAAUAAUUGGCAAACUUCACAAAUCGAGGCAAACGUUUUCUGGAAACGCUGGGUUCGAGAUUACCUUCCCGAGCUCACCAAGAGAUCCAAAUGGUUGACUCCAGUGGAAUCAAUUAAAGUUGGUGAUGUAGCAGUGAUCGUCGACCCCAAUCUUCCGCGGAACUGUUGGCCGCUUGGAAGAGUGAUUUCGGCUGUUCCAGGCAAAGACGGCGAAGUAAGAGAAGCAGUAGUUCAAACCGCAAACGGCAUUUACGAACGCCCAGCCGUGAAACUUGCAAAACUUGAUGUUAGACGCGAUUCUUAA
Messenger RNA from Uranotaenia lowii, 6441 nucleotides. RefSeq lists its product as uncharacterized. The transcript has a single exon. The coding region runs from base 1 to 6441 and encodes 2146 amino acids. Gene Ontology annotation, biological process: DNA integration. The record is from RefSeq and is a predicted model, not a curated record. NCBI's taxonomy places the organism in Eukaryota, Metazoa, Arthropoda, Insecta, Diptera, Culicidae. Gene Ontology annotation, molecular function: nucleic acid binding.